GUCAAAGCAAUCGCAGUCGGUGAGAAAACUCUUUACGAAAAGUGCAAUCCCAGGCCGACGACGAAAAGGCACACUUUUUCACAUCGUUUCCCCGUCGCGUGCAAAAGCAUCCACACCAAUGGCGUCGCUGUGCGGAAGAAUUGUGCUGGCUGCGGCCAAGCGAAACGUGACCUACACGCCCGUUCGAUUUUGCAAAAUGAUGAACGACCCGAUCGAGCAUGCCACCGGUAUCGAGAAGCGUGAGCUGCUGGCGAAGCAGGCAGGCAACCCAGAUCCGUUCGAUAUGCGUGUGUUCAAGCGCGGACCGGGCACCAAGGAUAGCCCGAACCUGAUUCCAUCGGCAUUCGAUGCUCGUCUAGUCGGCUGUGUUUGCGAGGAAGACCAGACCUAUGUCCAGUGGAUGUGGCUGCACCAGGGCCAGCCGAAGCGUUGCGAAUGCGGACACUGGUUCAAACUGGUCGAGAAGGCUCCAGUCUAAACGGUGGCAUAUCAUCCCACACCUGCCACCCUGCUGUAGAAAUGAAAAGCAAACUAAAUAAUAUUUAAAACCCCUGGAGAGCAUUACCCUUCGCGAAAUAAAGAGAAAUCCAGACCGUUGAAAAAAAAAAACAAAACAAAUCCAACUACAAUA
Molecule: messenger RNA, 631 nt
Organism: Anopheles arabiensis
Lineage: Eukaryota; Metazoa; Arthropoda; Insecta; Diptera; Culicidae
Product: cytochrome c oxidase subunit 5B, mitochondrial-like
Exons: 4
Coding region: 119-478 (119 amino acids)
Biological process (GO): mitochondrial electron transport, cytochrome c to oxygen
Cellular component (GO): mitochondrial envelope
Source: RefSeq, a predicted model, not a curated record